Messenger RNA from Elephantulus edwardii (Cape elephant shrew), 927 nucleotides. RefSeq names its product abhydrolase domain containing 17A (gene ABHD17A). Gene Ontology annotation, molecular function: palmitoyl-(protein) hydrolase activity. Gene Ontology annotation, biological process: protein depalmitoylation. Bases 4 to 927 code for a protein of 307 amino acids. Gene Ontology annotation, cellular component: endosome membrane; plasma membrane. The transcript is spliced from 4 exons. Lineage: Eukaryota; Metazoa; Chordata; Mammalia; Macroscelidea; Macroscelididae. The record is from RefSeq and is a predicted model, not a curated record.
GCCAUGAACGGCCUGUCGGUGAGCGAACUCUGCUGCCUCUUCUGCUGCCCGCCCUGCCCCGGCCGCAUCGCUGCCAAGCUGGCCUUCCUGCCGCCCGAGCCAACCUACUCCCUGGUGCCCGAGCCUGAGCCCGGGACUGGGGCCGCUCCCUCGGGCCCCCUGCGGGCCUCGGCUGGAACCCCCGGACGCUGGAAGCUGCACCUGACCGAGCGAGCCGACUUCCAGUACAGCCAGCGGGAGCUGGACACCAUCGAGGUGUUCCUGACCAAGAGUGCCCGGGGCAGCCGCAUCACCUGCAUGUACGUGCGCUGUGUGCCUGGUGCCAGGUACACGGUCCUCUUCUCCCAUGGGAACGCGGUAGACCUGGGUCAGAUGAGCAGCUUCUAUGUGGGCUUGGGCACCCGCAUCAACUGCAACAUCUUCUCCUACGACUACUCGGGCUACGGCGGCAGCUCCGGCAAGCCCUCGGAGAAGAACCUCUAUGCCGACAUUGAUGCAGCCUGGCAGGCGCUGCGCACCAGGUACGGCAUCAGCCCGGACAGCAUCAUCCUGUACGGACAGAGCAUCGGCACGGUGCCCACGGUGGACCUGGCCUCGCGCUAUGAGUGCGCCGCCGUAGUGCUGCACUCCCCGCUCACCUCGGGCAUGCGCGUCGCCUUCCCCGACACCAAGAAGACCUACUGCUUUGACGCCUUCCCCAACAUCGAGAAGGUGUCCAAGAUCACAUCACCGGUGCUCAUCAUCCACGGCACCGAGGACGAGGUGAUCGACUUCUCGCACGGGCUGGCCCUCUACGAGCGCUGCCCCAAGGCCGUGGAGCCCCUGUGGGUGGAGGGUGCCGGCCACAACGACAUCGAGCUCUACAGCCAGUACCUGGAGCGCCUGCGGCACUUCAUCUCCCAGGAGCUGCCCAGCCAGCGCACCUAG